CCGGGCCGGGCCGGGAGCGGCACCGGCGGCGCCGGCCCAGGAUGAACGGGGACGUGGCGGAGCCGGCGCCGGUGUGGGAGCGGCCCUGGUCGCUGGAUGAGAUCCGUAAGAGCAGCCAGAGCUGGUCCUUGGCCUCGGACGCUGGGCUUCUGCAUUUUCUACAAGAAUUCUCACAGCAAACCAUUUCCAGGACACAUGAAAUCAAAAAACAGGUGGACGGAUUGAUCAGUGAAACAAAAGCUACAGACUGCCGCCUUCAUAAUGUCUUCAAUGACUUUCUUAUGUUGUCCAACACACAGUUCAUAGAGAAUAGAGUUUAUGAUGAAGAAGUGGAAGAGCCUAUUCCCAAAGCUGAUGUUGGAGACAAAACAGAGCAGGAAAAGACGCGGGAACAGAAAGAAGCUGAUCUAAUCCCUAAAAUUCAAGAAGCAGUGAAUUAUGGGUUGCAGGUUCUGGACAGUGCAUUUGAACAGCUAGACAUCAAAGCAGGGAACUCUGACUCAGAAGAGGAAGAAAGUAACGAAAGAGUGGAACUGAUACUUGAGCCAAAGGAUCUCUAUGUUGACAGACCUUUACCUUACUUGAUUGGCUCUCAGCAGUUUAUGGAACAGGAUGAUGUUGGCCUUGGAGAUCUCUCUAGUGAAGAAGGAUCAGUAGAUAGUGAUCGUGGAAGUGUAAUUGACAGUGAAGAGAAGGAUGAGGAGGAAUCAGAUGAUGAAUUUGGAAACCCUAGUGAAGAUGACCAAAAGACGAGGAUAGCCCAAAUGAGUGAUGAAGAUGAUGAUGAUGGCUGUGAUCUCUUUGACUCUGAAAAAGAGGAGGAUGAGGAAGGAGACUUAGAUGAAAACACAAAGCCUAAAAAGAAGAGGCCAACAUCAUUUGCGGAUGAGCUGGCAGCUCGAAUCAAAGGAGAAGUGCCAGUCAGACGAGAUGAAGAGUGUUCAUCCCUGUCAUCAGAGACCAAAACAAGGAAAACUCCAAAAGAAAAGAAGGAAGUUAGAGUUCCAUCAGAUGAUGAAGAUGAUGACAUCUUCAAGCCUCCUAAAUUGACUGAUGAGGACUUCACACCGUUUGGUUCACGGGGUGGCCUCUUCAGUGGUGGAACAGGCCUCUUUGAUGAUGAAGAGAGUGAUCUUUUUGCUGAAGCACCAAAAGGAGAAGAAUCAAAAGAGAGAGAGGAGCAAGCCCCAGUAAGUGAAGGAGGAAGUGAUGUGUUUAGUUCCACUGUAACUGGGGAAAAAGACAAGAAAUCUGCAGCACGGAGCACAGAAAAAACACCUAAACAACCUGGGAAAGUUGUUCUAUUUGAUAAUGAUGAUGAUGAUGACUUCUUUGUGGAAGCAACUAAAAAACCUCCAGAUCCAGUCAAAUCUACAGCUGACCUAUUUGAUGAUGAUGAAGAAGGUGAUUUAUUCAAGGAGAAACCUGCCAUUCCUUCUGUGGUUGCUGGCACAGCUAAAGAAACAGAAAGCCAUAGGGAGGCAAUUGUGAUAAAAAAGAGUCAACAGUCUUCAGGUGAGGACUUCAAGCCUUUGUCUGAAACACCUCCAAGAAAACAGAGGGGCCUUUUCUCUGAUGAGGAGGAUGCUGAGGAUUUGUUUUCAUCAAGUAAAGCUGUGAAGUCCAAAGCUACAUCUCUCCCCACCAGCAAGUCCAUGACAAAAGCUCCACUUUCCUUGUUUGAUGAUGAUGAAGAGGAUCUCUUUGGUGUGGGACCUGCCAAGAAGCGCCAGGAAAAGACAUCAGAAGAGAGAGCAAAACAGUCAGGGUCUCUCAAGAAAGCUUCCAGCUUAUUGUUCAGCAGUGAUGAGGAGGAACAUUGGAAUGUCUCCAAGCCAGCUAAACUUCCUUCUGAGGAUGGCCGAAAAGAAGACCCUGCAAAACCAACGAGCACUGUCAGUCAGGCUAAAGAUGUGAAGACAACAAGUCUCUUUGAGGAAGAGGAUGAGGAGGAUUUAUUUGCAAUCACUAAAGAGAGCCAAAGAAAGCCACAGAAGCCAUCAUUGUUAUUUGAAGAUGAUGAUGUUAAUGGAGAAUCAUUCUUCAGCUCCCAACCAAUGCUACUCCCUUCAGCUGCUAAGGCUGCAGUGGAGAAAGUAAAACGAGCUCAAGCACCACCUACCUUUAAUGAAGAAGAAAAGGAGGAAAAGGAAGAUCUGCCAGAUGAAACAGUGAAGUCUAAGCAGGUAGAAGAUACAUUGUGGUAUUCAGAAAAGCCUAGACCAGCUCCUGUGCCUCAAGGAACAGAUGUUGCAGGGCAGCAAACAAAGGAAAAACCUUUUACAGUAAUAUCUUCAGAGCCAGCUGACCAUUCAGAUUUGUUUGCAACAUCACCACCAGCUCUGGAGCAAGAUGUGAAAAGCCAAGCUAAGAAAGUGUUAAGCUUAUUUGAGGAGGAAGAAGAGGAGAGACUGGAAGAUGAUGACGGCAUAAAAAAUGCACAGAAAGGAGUUGGUGUGGCUUUUGAGAAAAGUAGUGGGCCCAAAAGCACUGGGGUCUUUCAAGAUGAAGAGCUUCUCUUCAGUCACAAACUUCAGAAGGACAAUGACCCAGAUGUUGACCUCUUUGCCAGUCCCAAGAAGCCAAUGUCUGCAAACCGUAUCCUGAAGCCAUCACCUGGAGGAGGUCUUUUUGGGGAUGAUGAUGAGGAUGAUCUCUUCAGUUCUGCUAAAACAAACAUUCCGAAAAUGAUGGAGAAGAAAACUCUUCAGACCAGUGUUGGCCCUUGCUCAGUGAGCAGUAACUUAGAAAAUGCUUUAAGUGCCAAGCAAGAUGAGACUCUGAAGGCAGCAACUACAGAGAAAUCUACAGGUCCUGUUCCCAUUAAAACCAAAGAGCCUUCAUCUCGGAUUGGAAAGCUACAAGCUAACUUAGCUAUUAACCCUUCAGCCUUACUACCUGGUGCAAUGCCUAAGGUUUCCAAUCUCAAGUCACCCUUACCAGUGCUGGACACUCCAUUACAUGAGCCCAAGGAGGUGCAGAACAGUGAAGCCUUCUCUGCUGCAGGAAGCAAUGAAGAGCUGGGUGUAAGCUUUGAUCAGCCCAUGCAAGCAGACACCUUGCACAAUGCCAAUAAGACCAGGAUCAGGGUUCCGGGGAAGCGCAGACCCCCUAGCAGAUUGGCGCGCCGUCUGGCUGCCCAAGAGGCUGAAGUGAGUGAGGACUUGGACACUAAUAAAGAGCCACAAUUCUCUCUACCAAAACAGAUGUCAGCAGUAAAGAACAUAAAGGAGCCUCUUGCUGCUGAAGCAGAGUCCAAGGAAAAUGGCUUUCUCUCUAGCUUGUCACUACCAGCUCACAGCAGUGUUUUGUCUGCUGGGACAAACAAACUCCUUCCUCCAGAAUCCACAGAAAAUGGGGAUGAUCUGUUUGAAUCUGAAGACCUUUUUGCAAACAGCUCAACAUCCAGACCUGUUGUACAACCAAAGCUGAAGGAAGGAAUGCCAGACAAUAUGGCUAACGAACCCAUAAAGGGCAGGGAGAAGAAGGCUGAUGUGGGUGACCAGGACAGCAAUGAUCUCUUCCAGCCUGUACAACAAAAGUCUUCAACAAAAAGCAGCUCUAUACCUCUUUUGGAGGAACAGGAAGAUUCUCUCUUCACCUCUCAAAAAACUGGAAAAAAGGAGUUAAAAUCUGCUGUCCACCAAGCAGCUGACCCUACUGCCCAAGAUAUCUUUGAGGAUGAUAUAUUUGCUACUGAGGCAAUUAAGCCAGUGACCAAAAUUAAAGAGAAAAUGCCAGAGACAAACCUGUUUGAUGAUACCGUUGAUAUUUUUGCGGAUCUAACUGCAAAACCAAAAGAAAAGAAGACCAAGAAGAAGGUGGAACAAAAAUCCAUAUUUGAUGAUGAUAUGGAUGAUAUCUUCUCUAGCAGCCAAGUCAAGAUACCUACUCCUAAAACCAGAUCUUCCCAAGCAGCCUCAGAACCAAAAUCUGAAAGCAAGAUCCUGAGCACAUUUGAUGACCCGCUGAAUGCCUUUGGAGGCCAGUAGUCAAGGGGAUGUGUUGCAGAGAAGCAGCCUUCCUUAGCCCUGUCCAGUACUAAUACUCUGGAUUCUCUAAUUCAGUAGAACUGGAAUGAGAUGGACAUGGAUAUUUAAAUUAGAUUACCCAUUUAAAAUGGUUAGUAUUCUCUUGUGCUAGUCUAAUUCUGCUAAAUUAUAUAUUUUUUAAAAAAUACAGUAACCUCCUGCUAUCAUGUUUCCAUGGUGCCGAGAUGAAUACAGCCUGUGCAAUACCUGCAAUGAAGUAAUCUAUUAUAUAAAGUAUAGUUUGUUUUAUUGAACAGAUCUAUAGAUAAAAUAAUUGAUAAAUAGUAAAUGGAGUCUGUUAAACUUGAUCUGUCUGCACGUCUUACUUUCCUCUU
This is a messenger RNA of Camarhynchus parvulus, 4366 nucleotides long. It is a transcript of the gene WASHC2C, whose product is annotated as WASH complex subunit 2C. The transcript has 30 exons. Lineage: Eukaryota; Metazoa; Chordata; Aves; Passeriformes; Thraupidae. Gene Ontology annotation, biological process: protein localization to endosome; retrograde transport, endosome to Golgi. Gene Ontology annotation, molecular function: phosphatidylinositol phosphate binding; retromer complex binding. The record is from RefSeq and is a predicted model, not a curated record. Gene Ontology annotation, cellular component: WASH complex; early endosome. Bases 42 to 3992 code for a protein of 1316 amino acids.